AUGUCACAGGUACGACAUCAUUCUCCCUUACUUUCUACUUGUGCAUCCCAUUCUGAUACUUUUCUACUUGAUACAAUCAUCGAUGAUUCAAAACCAUCAAACGCUUCAGCAUCUAUCGUAUGUAGCACAUCCCAAACUGGGGUUUUAACCAAACCCGAUAGAGCCAUUGAUGGAAUCUUUGGAUUCGGUUACCAAGGACUCUCUGUAAUCACACAGAUUUCUUCGCAAGGGAUUGCUCCAGAUGCUUUCUCUCAUUGUCUCGUCAGAAAUGGUGGUGGUGGUGGGAUUUUGGUUCUAGGUCAGAUAAUCGAGCCAACCAUGGUGUAUACUCCAUUAAUCCAGUCACAGCUAUGA
This is a messenger RNA of Lactuca saligna, 354 nucleotides long. The record is from the annotation of a GenBank genome assembly. NCBI's taxonomy places the organism in Eukaryota, Viridiplantae, Streptophyta, Magnoliopsida, Asterales, Asteraceae.